Molecule: messenger RNA, 4896 nt
Organism: Symbiodinium sp. CCMP2592
Lineage: Eukaryota; Dinophyceae; Suessiales; Symbiodiniaceae
Source: the annotation of a GenBank genome assembly
AUGUCGCUGAUAGACUCGAAAGCUGAGUUCGAGAGCAGAUGCAAAGAUGUAUGUGGAAGCAGUGCGCUCCUUGAGAAUCUACGUGCGAAAGGGAUCGAGAGCUUUUCGAGUUUGGCAUUUGCCUGCGGCACUCCCCAAACGCCUCCAACCGAGACUGAGUUCGCUUCCUUUGCUGAGAACGUGUGUGGGCCAUCACUUAGGAGGCUUCACUUUGAGGCCAUCACACUUGUUGUGGCGCAGUUGAAACAGCAAGCGAUUGCAGAUCCUGCCGAGGCGGUUAAGAAAUUGCCAUUGGCAGAAAAACAGGCCCGCAUCGAAGAUCAACGACGCAGGCUCCAUGGGCUCUUGUUGGAGGAUGAGUUGCAACCAUCACAUGCACUCAUCGAUGCAUGCGCGCACAUGAUUGAGCAGAACCACAUAACAUGGGUCCCGCCCUCAAAAUGCACGAAGAGGGACCAAGAACUGCGAGUUGGGAUCAAGGACAAAUCCAAGUUCCUUGUUGCAGCUGAGGGUGGUGUCACUCUUGCAUCAGCCCCCACCGUGUUGACGGCCGAUCAUCAGACUCCGCUACAGCUCCAGUGGUGCUUGCAAAGGCGAGGACUCGCGCUCGACCUCAACAACAUUAUCGGCUGGACCUCUCACGAAAGGUGGGUCUCAUUCCUUAUGCAGACCCUUGCUCAGGAGGUUCCGGCAGGUUACCAGAGUGUCACCGUUGAUCAACUCUUGAAGGCCGAUUGUGAGCUUUUCCUUCUGAUAUCAAAGGAGACGAAGCGAGUCAAGGUCGGUUCUGAUGGCAAGAUGGAAGCUGAGGCAAAGCUAAAUCAGCUGAAGACCGACCCGAGGGUGACCAUGCAUCUGCUGCCACUCCGUGGCGGUGGGAGGCCAGGGGGAUCCCAGGCCCAUGUUGAAAUGCCAGAUCUCGAUGAUGCAAAUGCUCGUCUCAAGAAGAGGAGGACCCUUGAGAAGAAGCGCGGGCUCCUGGCCCCGGUUAAGACUGCUACGAUGCCUCAGGAGCUGAAGGCCUGUCCGCAUCACACUGAUUCUUCAGGACGGCGUGCAUGCUGGGGAUUCAACCUCGGCCAGGACGCUCGCAUUCCGAAAGAUGAUUGCCAGUCCGCUGACCACCCUCCGGUUGAUCGCGACAGGCAUACAACACCGCUUGAUGCAAGCAAUCCCGUUGAUGCUGCCUCGUCGUGCAGCUCCGGGUUGCAUAAUGCUGCUGCUCAUUCUGAGCCUGCAUGUUCCAAUGCCGAAAACAAAAUCUUUCACUUUCCACCAGACUCUCUUUCAGACGAGAGCGGAUCCAAUGAGUCGGAGAAGCUUGCUUGCCAGAUUCUUGCGGCUGGGCAAUGCACUUCUUUGCAACUGCUCCAGCUCAUGACCUCGCUACCCUGUGAAGACAUGGCCCGAAGCUCCGGCAGAGUCGGGACUGAGAAGUCUUUCACUAGUGGUGCGUAUGGUCAGGGCCCCUUGGUUGGACUGCGAAAACAUGUAAGCAGCCAUGCGCAUGUCACCAGACUUCUGGUGAAAUUGGCAGUGCAGUUCUUUCCAGCAUUGACUUUUACAACUGUGGCCUUGUUUCGCGAUGUCCAUACAACCCGACAUUCAGAUAAAGGCAAUUUGCCGGGUUCUCUGAAUGGCGUGGCGGCGCUCAGUAACUUCUCAGCUGGGCAUAUCAAGUUGCACACUUCCGAUGGUGAAAGACGCCUCGAUGUGGCGACUUGCCCAGUGGUGUUUGAUCCGGCAGUGGAGCACGAAACUUGCUCUUGGGAGGGCACCCGCCUUGUGCUGGUUGCUUUCUCAGCAAAUCGGCUUGAUCUCAUGUCAGCUGAGGACACUGCCUCGCUGCUUAAUUUGGGGUUUCCUCUUCCCUCUGUAGGUCCCCCUUCGGUUUCCCAUAGGUCGCAGCCCAAAGUUACAUCAGCUAUGGCUGGUGACCGAGGCCUUGUGUUGCAUUUCUUCGCUGGCCCUGCGCGUCUUGCUCAGUCCUUGCAAAAGAAUGGCUUCGACGUCUUGGCCUUCGAUCGCGGCACUGCCCGUGCCCGCUUUCCAGUCCAGUCUAUCGACUUGUGUGACCUGCAGGACCGAAGUCUUUGCUGCAGCAUUUUGACCGAACAGGCCGACCGCAUUGAGCUCGUUUUCUUGUCGCCGCCUCUGCUGUCUUCGUGCAGUGAUUCAGAUCCGUUAGCAGUGGCAGUGGCCGCUGUUGUUCAGCAUGCAGUCGAACUUGGACUCAGGGUGUGCAUUGAAAGCCCAAUGAAAUCAGCUUUGUGGACCCACUCUGCCAUGGCUGCUCUUUUCGCUUCAGGUCUGUUCAAGGACGUUUGCUUUGAUGUGUGUAUGCAUGGAGGGCAUCAGAAUCGCCGGGUCCGCCUCAGCUGCAACUCCGACAUCUUUGAGCCUCUUGCAUUGCUUUGUAACCGUUCGCAUAAACAUGCUUCGGACGCUAUGCUGCAUCCUGCGGAUAAAGGUGCAUACCCUUGGCUCCUUUGCCAUCGCAUUUCCGAUCUGCUGCUUCAGCAGACAACCUCGCGGGCGCCGCCGAACUCUUUGCUCGGCCCCGCUGCUACAGAAUUGCGUGUUGCAUUGGAUCGCCAAGGCAAGUAUCGACGACCACUUGUUUCAGAAUUUCAGAGUUAUGAUGCUUGGGCGUUCUCUCCUGAGCUCGAAGCCGAACGUUCUCAGGUCAUUGCUUUGUACCCCAAAGGUGCUCGCAUUGUUCGACGCAAACUUUGCAAAUGGGGUGCAGUCCGGGUUUGCCAUCGUCCACUGCUUUCAGAUUCUGCGCCCCUUGAUAGGAUGUCCGGGGAUUGGGUCAUUGGGCCUGGUUCUGUUGAGGAGCACCUGCCAAGUGGUGUGGUUAGUGUCUGUGGCAUGCGAAGGCCCCGGCUUAAGGAGGAAAAUCAGACGGUCGAAGUGGCUUGGAUUGGCAUCCCGCGGGAGCCUCUUGACUUUCUUCGAGAGGCGGUCAAAGUGGGGCACCCCAAGUCUUUCCUUGACCAGGACGAGCCCAGCAUUGAGCGUCUCGUAGAGAAUUUGCUAGGUAAUGAUUCGGUCGAGUCUAGUGCUCAUCUCCUUGACGAGUGGCAAGAAUUGCAGGUUGAGCUUGAGCCACAUGAACAAGGAUUGAGGCUGGCAUGGCCCACUCAUGUGCAAAACAUCCUCCGAGACAAGAAAACUGAACUUUUGAAACGCCUUCUGUGCAAGCACGGAUAUCCAGAUCACAAGGUUGUUGAUCACAUGCGUGAGGGUUUUCGGUUGUCAGGCUGGAUGUUCCGGACAGGUGUUUAUCCGGCCGAGGCCCGACCUCCUUCGGUCAGCAUGGAGAGGCAGCUUGCUACUGCUAGGUCUCGAAAUCUUUCGACUUUGGCUAAACUGCGAGCGCAGCCUUGCGAUGAGGUUACAACUCGAGCUUGGGAGGAGACCAAAGCUGAACUGGAACGGGGAUGGAUUUUCGAGGCCCCAUGUUGCGAGGACAACUGCAUUUCCGAGGGCUCCCAAUCGGGACGUCCGACCAAAGACUUCACGGGGUGUUUUGGCAUAGGAGGUGUGUUGAUUGCACGACGGUUUGGGAUUUUGCAGUCGCUCAAGGUCCGGGUGAUUGACGAUUGCAAAGCCUCGGGAUACAACCAGACCACUGGUCUCCCGGAACGCUUCCGUCUCCAUGGCCUUGAGUUCUUGAGUGCCUUUCUUGUCAAAGCCAUGAGAGACGUCAGGUCCAGAUGCACCCCGAUCCUUGGCAGGACAUACGACCUCUCUUCUGCAUACAAACAGUACGCCGUGCACACCGAAGAUCGGAAUGUUCUGCGCAUCGGAGCCAAAGAUACCGAGUCAGGAUCGAUCCGCCUUUUCGGUGUGAACUCACUGCCGUUCGGGGCCACAGGCUCCGUCGCGGGAUUCUUGAGGACGGCGGCUGCGACUUGGUUCUUGGGAGCUCAGGUUUUGAAGCUCGCUUGGGGAUGCUACUUUGACGAUUACCCUUGUUUGUGCAAAGCCAAACUGGCCGAUGACGUGAGCAGCAUUGUUCAUCGAUUCUUCGGGCUCCUUGGCAUUGUCUAUGCAACAACGGGCAAGAAAGCAGUUGAGUUCGCUGCUCAGUUCAAAGUAUUGGGAAUCCUAGUCGACCUCUCAUCCUUCACAGAUGGCACAGUUCUGCUCAAACACACUGAAGAAAGGAUUGCUGCCCUGUCUGCCACACUCCAAGAUGUGCUUGACAGGGACGCGAUCAGCCAGACUGAGGCAGACCGCUUGCGAGGAAGGAUGCACUGGUUCUCAUCUUUCUUGUUUGGCCGCCGAUCGUGCUUGGCUCUGCUAAGCUUCGGUUGCUCUAAGAAGCUCGAUCCAGAGCUUCGGCAAGCCUUGAUUUACCUGAAGGAUGUUGCGUUGCACGCGGAGCCCAUUUCCCUUGACAGGCACAUGGGACGCACGUACAUCAUCUUCACUGAUGGUAGUCUUGAGGGCCCGACUGCUGGUUUGGGUGGUGCGUUGUUCGAUGGGAGUGGUUCAGCACUCUCUUUCUUCGGCCUUGAUCUCCCGGAUCGAGUCUUGAACAAGCUUCGCGAGACCUCCAAACAUCCGAUAUACGAAAUCGAGAUGCUUGCAGUGUGGGCCGCUCUGUCCAUCUGGUCAGAGCAGUUGGCCAAUUCCUAUUCAGUGUUGUACAUCGAUAACGAAGCUGCUCGAGGAGCUUUCACUUCUUGCAAAUCCGGUACUUUGCCGGGAAGCAUGAUCCUUGAGGCCUGUGUCACGCUCGAAGAAGCGACGCGAUGCAGGUUAUGGUUCGGGAGAGUGCCAACUUCGAGCAACAUAGCAGACAAUCCCAGUCGCGGUGAUUGCAGUCAGCUUGUGGCCAUGGGAGCGUCUCGGUCAGUGUUGCGACAUCAAUUCCCGCUUUGA